AUGUACAUUUGUAAUCGUGCCCGAGGAAGAGGCGAAACUGUAAAUGAGAAAGAAUAUAGGAAACGAUACGUUAUCCCGAAACGAGUGCUAAGGAACUGCCCUUGUUUUGUGAAGGCUCAUGUACGCGGGGACGGCCUCAUCACGGUCACAUCUUGUUUCGAGCACUUAGGCCACGAAGUGACUGCGGCCUUCCUCCCGCUUUCACGGAGUGAUGAAGAAAGGGUGGUAUCACUUUUGUCAAUGGAACUUCCUUUUCAAACGGUCGUUGCUAAACUUCGCGCAGAAUGGAAUCCUGACGAAGACGAAAGGAAACAGCCGCGAACUUGCUACAUCACCAUGAGAGACAUCUGGUAAGC
Molecule: messenger RNA, 356 nt
Organism: Cylicostephanus goldi
Lineage: Eukaryota; Metazoa; Nematoda; Chromadorea; Rhabditida; Strongylidae
Source: the annotation of a GenBank genome assembly